AUGGCCGGCAUCGGAAAUCAGCUUCAUCCCGAGGUUAGAAUGCCUAUUCCGAUGCAAAAGCUCACUUCGACACAGCUCUUGGCUCUUAUGAGCUUGUCAAACGAUAAAGAGCCCUUCUUUCUGCACCAAAGAAAAGUCAAAGACGUUGACGGAGCCGCCUCAUAUAUUGAGCCAACUCCUCCACGCACUCCGACUUCAGAGGACCAGGACAAAGAUCAACAACCAUCACUUGAAACGAUCUUGGGUUACAUCGACCCAGUUGUCGAAAAGCUCCAAAAGUCCGAAUAUGGGGACAUCGAGGCGGCUCGGGAGCUGCUGAAGUUUCUGAUAGGCUAUGCUGAGCAAAAUGUGUUAUCAGGGAAAGACAUCCACACCUUUGUCCUGUCGUCGCCAAUCAAGGACUCUCGAAAGUCCAAACUUCUACGGUCCUAUUAUGACGCGCUUCAUACAUCCAACGUCAUCCCCAGACCUCCAAAGAACGGACUUUUUGGCACAUUAACUAAGUCUCUCAAUGCUUCAUCGAAACCGUUGUACACCAUCUUCGGGGGUCAAGGAUUGAGGACCAACUAUGUUCAAGAGCUUGCCGAGAUCACAGCCGCGUACAACCCCCUCGUCGAAGAUCUCAUCAAUGACUCUGCGGCUCUACUUAACAAGCUCUCAAACACUAGUCGCGACGUGCGUGAAAUCUUCUCGGAGAGCUUCAACAUUCUCGCAUGGCUGCAGGAUUCUGCCAAUAUUCCAGGCCCUGGAUAUUUGUCCUCUGCACCAUUUAGCGCGCCUCUGGUCGGUCUCAUUCAGCUCGCACACUAUGAGGUGACUUGCAAGAUCUUGGGACUCACCCCAGGCGAAUUCUGCAAGCAAAUUGCAGGAACAACGGGGCACUCGCAGGGCAUUAUCACUGCCGCCGUUGUGGCCACCGGUAAAGACUGGUCUUCAUGGCGGGAGAUCACCCGCACCACUAUCACGAUGCUUUUCUGGAUCGGCGUCCGCACUCAGCAGGUGUGGAACACUUCGUCAAGCAACAGCGCAAUUUCGCACGCCAUGUCGCAGGACUGUAUAGACCAUAGUGAAGGUACACCUUCGCCCAUGCUCAGCGUCAGGGGUCUUGCGAGGGAGACUCUGCAGGGAUAUGUUGAUGCCGCCAAUCGAUAUCUCAAACAGAGCUCCCGUAUUCUGAGCAUCAACAUGACCAACGGACCACGGCAAUUCGUUAUCUCGGGCCCACCAAAGUAUCUAUACGGAUUGGCCUUACAGAUUCGGAAAGCAAAGCGACUUGAAACUCAUGGAAACUGCGAAGAGGAAGACUCUAAAGAAAAAGCUGUCGGGAGCCGAUUCCUCGAAGUCAGCGUGCCCUUUCAUUCAGUUUGGUUGGAGGACGCCGUCCCUUUCAUUCAGGAUGAUCUCAAGGGCAUACUGCUGCGACCAAGCGCUAUGGCGGUUCCUGUUUUCGGCUCCGAGGACGGACGAGAGAUCUGUCGACUCUCAAACACGGACGAUGAGAUGGAUCUUCUUGAUACUCUGAUCAUGUCGGUGGUCAGUAAGCGUGUAGACUGGGAAUUAGCCAGUGCGUUUCCCCACUCUUCUGCGUCGACGAAGACAGUGCUUGAUUUCGGGCCUGGAGGGGUACACGGGAUUUCAUCCCUGUAUUCUUCAGCGGGCCGUAGCGGCGCUGACAUUAUCCUGGUUGGGACUUUGGGUGGUGGCAAAUCAAGGUUCGGCCACAAAGGAGAUCUGUUCAGGUAG
Verticillium alfalfae VaMs.102 is the source of this 1743-nucleotide messenger RNA. Its product is annotated as fatty acid synthase beta subunit. Gene Ontology annotation, molecular function: transferase activity. The record is from RefSeq and is a predicted model, not a curated record. Gene Ontology annotation, cellular component: fatty acid synthase complex. The coding region runs from base 1 to 1743 and encodes 580 amino acids. The transcript has a single exon. Lineage: Eukaryota; Fungi; Ascomycota; Sordariomycetes; Glomerellales; Plectosphaerellaceae. Gene Ontology annotation, biological process: long-chain fatty acid biosynthetic process.